AAGUCACCGGGCGUUACUUAACAAGGUCCAAUGUCCACCGGCGCUGCACUGUUGCAGUUGCAAUCGAACAUACCAAACCUUUCUUAUUAUGAUUAGUCUGAUUAGAUUAGUUAACAGUUAAAAGUAACAAUAGCCAGUUAAUAAGGCGUUUUGGAUUAAAUUGUCGUCAAUUGGACGUAAAUGAUCGUUAAUAAAUAAAAUACGUUACCUCGAAAAUGUCUAUUGAUAUUGGUAUACGAUCAGUCAUCGAGUUUUUGGUUACGCAUCCGUAUUUGCUGGUGGGAGCCUUUCUUACUUACGUAUGCUUGUAUUUUGUGUCAAUUUACUUUUUUGGAAACAAAAUAGGAAAGAACCCUUUUGCAAGAGAUUAUCGUAUAUCACCUGAACCAUUCGUCCAUGAUGCUAAGACAAGAGAUGCUGUUUUAAAGCAGAGUAUGAAAUUUGUGUCUUUUUUCGGCUUUGGCUUUAGUUUUAGUUUUAAUUUUUUAAUCACUCAUUUAAAUUUAAUGAAUUUUAAUUAAAAUGAAUAUAAUAGUUUUAAGUAGUCACAGUCACAGUGCUACUUAAUUAUGAUUUUAUGAUAUAGGCUAUAUGUUAGGCUUAGGCCCAUCAUUAGGCAUUAGGGGGCACCUGCCUAGGCCCAGUAGGCUGAGUAGGGGGCCUUAGUUUUGCUUCAAAAAAAGUUUUUUUUUGUACACUAAUUUUUAUGGACACCCUACUAAAGUUCUCAUGAAUUUUUACGGACAAGUCAUUUUAGGUUAAAUUUUUACAAAAGAGCUGGACAUUUACAACUCAUUUUGCAACUUCAAGUUUAACUAAUGCUAUUUAUUUUGUUAAAAAUUAUAUAUGUUUUUUAGUGAUAGUGGUGAACAGUGAACAUCGUUGUGUUGUUUCAAAAUUGUUUGCGCACAGGGCCAUUAUUAUUGUUUCCCUAAACCAGGGCUUUGCUAACCAUGGCACGCGGGCCUAAUCACCACAUUGAAAUGUACGGCCAGGAGCUAAGAAAUUCCUUAAUUUUUAUUUAAACUUCUAGCUACAACAGCUUAUCAUUAUGUACAUGCCUUAAUACUAUACAGUAAAUAACUUUAGUAGAUGUGCCAAGCCACCUUUUAAUUACACAUUUCUAAUAAUUUGUAAGGCCAUGAGUAAGAGUAAAUUAUUGUUAUUUUAUUAUAAACCUCAAAAUACAUGAAGAAACAUGUGCCCCACUUUUCAAGGGAAAAACCAAUUUACUCCUCAAUACAGAUGCCCUGGGAAAUGUUGUUACACCACUUGGCCCACUUGAAUAUCCUUACUAUUUCCAGAGAACAAAAGAUUAUUUCUUUAUUUUAGGAUUUAAGGCUAACCUGGUUCCUGAGAAUCUUGAUGUCAUCAUAGUUGGCAGUGGUGUAGGAGGUCUGACAGCUGGUGUCUUGUUGAGCCGUGCUGGCUUGAAGGUCCUAGUGCUAGAGCAACAUGACCAGGCAGGAGGCUGUUGCCAUACAUUUGUGGAAAAGGGAUUUGAGUUUGAUACAGGUAAGUACGACUUAAUUUCAACUGACUCAUAAUAAACUCUUAAUUUAAGCAAGAAUAAAAGUUAUUUUCAGAUUUCUAAAUUAGUAAGUUUAAAUAGAAACUUGAAUAAUCCUUGGGAAAAAAAUAAUUAUUAAGGUUUGUGUGUAUGGCUGUAACACUGUGUUCAUGGUGGGCAAUAAAUAAAAUAAAAAAUCACAGUAGAUUGCACUAAUUGGGAGUCUUAUAAAAUGCACUAUAUUGUUUGAAAAGGUUUUUUUCGUAGACGAAAAGGUAUAGUACUGUCAGGGCGGGGGAAGAUGAUGGGAGGGGAUUGCUACGGGAACAGAAAAUUUAGGACGCUGAAGCUUCACCAGCAAUAAGAGGAGAUGAGUCUGUGGAGCUGGAAUCCCUCUGUGGUUCUGUGCCUCCUUGAUUUAUUUUAAAUACAAUUUCUGUUGGUUUAGUUCAACAAGAAAGUCAUUUCAGUAUAUAAAAUAACAUUUUAUUGAAAUAAAACUUAAUUCCCAAAUAUGGCUGCUGUAUUAACAAAUGUGAUGUGUGCGAAUAACUAGCAAUGCUCCCCUGAAGUUUAGUGUGGUGGGUCAAGUGCUGGAAACAAACUGUGAUGUGAAAAUCUGACUGGUGUGACAGUUGGUUUGUGACAUUUUAAGAGUAGCAUUCUACUUCCACUUACGAGCUUAUAAAAGCAAUUAAAAAUAUCACCAUGUUUUCCAGACAGUUAAAUAAUUGGUAAAUCCUGAAAUCAGUUUUUAUAAAACCAAAAACCAGUUUUAAAAAAAAUUCCGAUUUUAUCAUCCUUAACCGUGACAUGUAUUUUUUAAUUAUUUUUUUUCUCAGGUAUACACUAUAUUGGAAAUAUGCAGGAUGGUAAAGUUGACCGUGUACUUUUAGAUCAAUUGACAUGUGGCCAGCUGAGGUGGUCUGCAAUGGAUGAUGCAUUUGACAUAGUUAGUAUAUUUAAAUACCUGUAUUGGUAUUCAACUUAAAGUUGUUUUUUUUAUUUUUAAUAGCUUUUAACUGUAGAUGUAGUUAAAACAAAAUUUUCUGUCUCUUAUCUCAUUGCAUUUCUCAAUUUUUUACAUAUUUUCAUCCUUUAAAUUUUCCUGUAGUAAAAUGGUAGAUUUGUUUAAUUUACAUUCAGGAUUAGUUAAGACAUCUAAAGCUAUUAUUGCAUAGACACUGAUUUUUAAUGCCAUGCUAGAUGGGCUCCUGUCCCUUUAAUUUUUUUUUCACUCAAGGUUUCCCUAGUCCUCAAGGAUAGCGGCCCUACUGGGAAAACAAUCUUAUUACCCCCAUCUCUUCAGGCAAUUUUACCAUUUUGUCACAAGUUUAAAUUAGUUUUGUGGUUCUUACAACUAGAUUUUAACUAGUUUAUAAUCUAAAGGUGGCAUUGGGUGACCCAGCUAAAGCCAAGCUGUUCAAGAUGAAAUCUGGUGAAGAUCGCUAUGUGCAGAAUCUCAUUGAUAUGUUUCCACAAGAGAAAGAGGCUAUUAUCAAAUAUAUGGAACUAAUUAAGGUGAGACGUUUAAGAAGUGAAACAACUAAAUCUUAAUAUGCUUUUAUUUGAAUAGGUAUUCACAGUCUUUUCUCAGGACUAUUAAGAAGGGACGUGAUUUAAUAAUUUCUCUUUUCAUUUAAAAAAAAUUAAAAUAAUAAAAUCUCAAAAUGCAGAUCAUCUUGUUCAGUUUUCCCCCCAAAAAAUCAUUUUAAAGAAAAGCUUGUUUAAAAGCUGUAUCCAUUUAAUGAAUGCUGUAGGAAUACUUUGAUUUCCAUUUUGCUUUAUUUUCCUCUAGGAUGCUAGUAACUCAUUCUUUGGGAUUGUGAUGCUCAAAGUAUUACCUCGUAUUCUGGUCCGCUUCCUGGUAGUAACUGGCCUCUAUAGAAUAGUCUUCAAAUGUUACAGAAAACGCUACACUGAGAGGACACUUCAGUCUGUCCUAGACAGUCUGACAAAGAACAAGGAGCUUCAGAUAGUGCUGUCUUACAUCUGUGGGGAUUAUGGUAUGAUCAAGAACCCAAAUGCAAUCUCUUCGUUAUUAAAUACAUAUGUCUCUGUCCAUAACUUUUUACAGCAAUUAAAACAGUCAUUUUGAUUGUCUUUAAGAUUACAAUUUAAUGAACCUCGUAAAAUUUUUCAGCACUUAAGAAAUAAAAGAGCUCUUAGAAUAAAUGUAAAUUAUAUUUUGACACUACAUCUCAAUGACCCUUGAACUAAUUUGUAGCUCUUCACUUUGUUUUUACUCAGAUUUCUAAUUCUAAAUGUUAUUUGUUAUGUAUUGAGUUUUUCUUUAAAAUUCUCUAUGCAGGAGUUUUUCCAAAAGAUGCGCCUUUUAUACUACACGCCAUCCUGAUAAAACACUAUUUAAAUGGAGCAUUCUACCCAAAAGCUGGCACAUCGGAGGUUGCAUUUCACAUGAUACAGUCCAUUCAGAAAGGUGGAGGAAAAGUACUGGUUCAGGCACCAGUGACAAAUAUUUUGUGUAAUGGGAAGGGAAGAGCAGUUGGCAAGUAUAACCUUCCCUUACUAUAAGUUCUACUUUCUACUGUUGAGUUUGGUCUUCACGUUCUACUUUCUAGUGUUGAGUUUGAUCUUCACGUUCUACUUUCUAGUGUUUAGUUUGAUCUUCACGUUCUACUUUCUAGUGUUUAGUUUGAUCUUCACGUUCUACUUUCUAGUGUUUAGUUUGAUCUUCACGUUCUACUUUCUAGUGUUUAGUUUGAUCUUCACGUUCUACUUUCUAGUGUUGAGUUUGAUCUUCACGUUCUACUUUCUAGUGUUGAGUUUGAUCUUCACGUUCUACUUUCUACUGUUUAGUUUUAUCAUCAAGUUCUACUUUCUAGUGUUUAGUUUGAUCUUCAAAGGCUAAUUUUGCUUCCUAUCAUGUUUGUAUUCCAAAAAGUUGUAUUUUCAUCCACUCUUCAUGGGUCAUUAACAGUUCAACAUGUGAACAAUAACCUUACCCUCCGCCCCUUUUUAAGCAGCUUUCAUGUACUCAAUUUUUCCCCGUGUUUGGAGCCACUGAAUUCCGGUGCAUGAAAAAUUUAAUCAGGAAAACAGAAAAAUAUCUUUGUUAUAUUAAAAUAGCCAUGUUUUCUUUUUUAUCAAUUGAAAAAAAAAUCUUAAUAGAAAUAAAUUUAAAAAGUGUAACACAUUCUAUGAAUUAUUAAUUAAAUCAAAUCCUUGGAGGAGUUAUAUACACAAGUCUCCACUUCCAUUUCAAUUUUAUGUACACUUAACUUCCUAUCAGUUUAUUGAAUAAAUGAUGAAGAAGCUUCGACAAGUUCUUUUUUUGUGUACCAAUCAAAGAAGCUUGGUUUUUUUUUAAAAAUAAUAAUAAUUAUAAUCAAAAUAAGAAUUGAUUGUGAGCAAAUGAAAAUAAUGACUUCAUUGGCAAAGCAGCUCCUUUGAUGCCAAUUAUGAAAGACUAUUUGUAGCCCACAGUAAGUGAAGAGUUAACAUACUCUAUCCUUUGAAUUGUCAUAAAGACUCUAUCAGACCAGUUGUAACAUAUGCAAGUGAAACCUGGACCCUAACAAAAACAGCAGAAAACCUAUUAAACACAUGGGAGAGGCAAGUUCUCAGGAAAAAUAUAUGGACCAACAAAGGAUGAAUAUGGAUGGAGAAUACGAACCAACCAUGAAUCAUAGUCUAUAUCAGAAUCCCACGUAAGUAGCAGAAAUAAAAAGAGGCAGGUACGCUGGGCAGGACACCUAGAGAGAAUGCCAAAUGACUAGCAUCCUAGAGGAAAUAAAAAGAGGCAGGUACGCUGGGCAGGACACCUAGAGAGAAUGCCAAAUGACAGAGGAACGGACAGGGUACAUUACCAACACCCCAGAGGAAAAAGGCUCAAAGGCAGACCUAGGCUUAGGUGGAUAGAUGAUGUGGAAAAAGAUCUACAGCAGUUGAAAGACCAAGCAUGGAAAAGAGAGGCAUUAGUUAGGUCUGAGUGGAAGGAAGUGGUGAGGCAGGCCUAAGCUCUACAUGGGCUGUUGCGCCACAGGAAUGGAAAGACUCUAUUCAUUUAUUUAUAAAUUAAUUUCUGUAAUGAAGGUUUUUUUACUCACCAGUGAAAAAAAUAUUUCAAUAUUUUAUGAAAAGACAAUUUGAACAAAUAAUGACAUUGGCUUUUUGUUUUUUUAGGUGUAAGAGUUGGUAAAAGUGAAAUUGAGAUUCGAGCCAGGUACAUCAUUUCUGACGCAGGUGUAGUUAACACAUUCAAGUCGCUUCUUCCUGAAAAAGUUGCAAAAGCUUCAUGUAAGUUGGUUUUAAGGGUGAUAUGUAAGUUUGUUGUAAGGGUGACAUGUAAGUUGGUUGUAGGGGUGACAUGUAAGUUGGUUGUAGGGGUGAUAUGUAAGUUGGUUGGAGGUGUGACAUGUAAGUUGGUUGGAGGUGUGACAUGUAAGUUGGUUGUAAGGGUGACAUGUAAGUUUGUUGUAGGGGUGAGGACAUCAAAUAUCAAAUUCUCCUACACAUCAAGGUAUGAACGUCAGUAAAAUGUUAUCUAUACUUUGUAUCAAAAUUUGAAGGCACAAUUAUGUACAUGAUACAGCAGGGUUAUUUUUCGCCAUGGUAAUCUUGACAGAAUGUUUUUGGCCAUUAUUUCCCAGCUCUGAAAUAAUAACUUAUUGACUGAAUUGUAUUUAUAAGCUAUUUUUUAUUGUCCCUAAGAUCUGUAAAAGUUUUUAUUCCUGUUUAAUCAGCCAUUUAUCCCUGUUUAACCGGCCAUUUAUCCCUGUUUAACCAGGCAUCCAUCCCUGUUUAACCAGCCUUCCAUUCCUGUAUAACCAGUCAUCCAUCCUUAUUAAACCAGCAAACCAUCCCUGUGAAAUCAACCAUCCAUCCUUAUGUAAUCAACCAUCCAUCCCUGUGUAAUCAACCAUCCAUCCCUUUUGAACUAGCAGAGAGUGUCCAGCUUCUCAACCAAUACAUGCAACAUUUUUAAAAAAUCGUAACUAACAAAAGAAAAUAAAUGCACAGUGUUUAAAUUGACAUUAAGGAUACUAAAUGAAAACAGGACUUCCAGUUGUCAAGUGUUGUAAUAUGGUAGCCUUGCUAUUGCAGUGUUUGGGGUCAAGUGGUAGCCUUGCUACUGCAGUGGUUGGGAUCAAGUGGUGGCCUUGUUAUUGCAAGUUUUUAUUUCGUGAUCAAUAUUUACAAGUUUGUUGAUCACAGUUUGCUUCCCCCCCCCCCCUCCCCCAAACUGCAUUCACAAAAGCUGUAAUGUAAGAAAAGGUAGCCUUGCUACUGCAGUGGUUGGGGUCAAGUGGUGGCCUUGUUAUUGCAAGUUUUUAUUUCGUGAUCAAUAUUUACAAGUUUGUUGAUCACAGUCUGCUUCCCCCCCCCCCCUCCCCCAAACUGCAUUCACAAAAGCUGUAAUGUAAGAAAAUACAUAAAGAGAAAAAUGUGUUAUUUCUACUAUAUGAAGUUGAACUUCCUUAAAAAAUACAUUCUAAGGCAAGCAAACAGAAUCCCCCGUUCCCCCCAAAAUAAACAUAUAUUUAUUUCUUAUCAAAUUAAAGUACCAGAAAGCCAUUCCUAUGCUUCCUGCAGGUCUCGAGCCAUCAUUUAAUAAAGCAAUUUUGAAAGCCAACUGAUUUUAGCCACUGAUAUAGAUACCUAUUAAUACUUUCCUUGAAGCAGGGAGAUGUUGUUGUAUGGUCUAAUAUAUUUGUAGGAACGGUGAUCUUAGUGUAAACCUUGUGAUCCUCAGAUAUCAAUUGUUUUCUUAUUUCUGAUACAACUUAUUUUUUUAUAAUGGAAACCGAGGUGAAAUAUUGUAUCAUUAGGCAUUUAUCCCGUAUACCAUCAGACAUGUAUCCCUUGUAUCAUCAAGCAUUUAUCCCAUGUAUUAUCAGACAUUUAUCCCUUGUGCCAUCAGACAUGUAUCCCUUGUAUCAUUGGACAUUUAUUCCUUGUAUUAUCCCUUGUGUCAUCAGACAUUUAUCCCUUGUAUCAUCAAGCAUUCAUCCCUUGUAUCAUCAAGCAUUCAUCCCUUAUAUCAUCAGGCAUUUAUCCACUGAUUGAAAAGGUUGGCCCCAGUUGUUCAUUUAUUACAACUUUUAUCGGAGUUGAAGGGAACUCUAAGGAGCUCAAUCUUCCUGCUGGAAAUAUUUGGUUGUACAACACGUAUGUUACUUGAUUUAUCCUUUAUAUUUAUAGAAAUCAAAUACUGAUAUUAAAAUUUCAUAUAUUUUUUUACGACAAAUUUACUUCAUUUUUGGGGUUUUUAAAAAUUUAAUGGCUUGUUCUGCUUCUGAUUCAGGGAUGACAUCAAUAAAACGAUGACUGAAUUUCUUGACAUCAAAGCCGAGGACACUGAAGAUUUGAAGAUUCCAUUUAGUUUCAUUUCUUUUCCUUCAGCUAAAGAUCCAGAAUGGGAGGCCAAAUUUCCAGGUUAGAAUGGCAUACACAAAAAAUAUGUUCAGGGUUUACUUGUUAUAGAAAAAAGACUACUGAAACUAAAACAACAUUUCAGGACAAUGAUAGGGGAGGUAUGUUUAUGAGCGGUUCCUUAUAGAAAACAAUCCUGAAAGUGAAGUCACCUUAAAGCCAAGUGCGAAAUUGGGGCACAAGUUUUGUCCUCACAGCAUUGUGACAGCAGCGAUUGGCUGUGCUUACAGACUAUCAAAAUAAUGAAAUGUAAGAUUUCCAUAUUUUAUAACAGUGGUUUUCAAACUUUUUCAUGCAAAUGAAUAUAUUCUCAUUCCCAGCUGCCGCCAUGCCCAACCCCCCGGGUCAACCCUUUUAUAAGCUUAUUAACAUGGGAGUUUGUGGAUAAAAUGAUGACAUUCUUACCUUCUCCCUCCCCAAUCAUAGUUCGCAUUCUUAACAUAUUCAAAUAAUUUCAAAAUACAAAAUGAUAUGUAUCCAACCUUUUUACUCAAGCAAACAUUAGUUUUGAAUUGGCAUAACUUGCAAAUGCCAAUAUUUUACUUAAUGUUAGUAAACUUUGACACCAAGAAAGGGACAUUGAUAUUUUAAUAAUAUUGAACUAAUUUUCUGGAAACUGCAAAGUAAUUAAUAAAUAAUAAAUUCUCAAAUUUUAGCCAUGGGAUAUGUGACUUGUUAUAAAAUAGGGUGAGCUUCUCUAUGCUUUGUAUUUGACUCUCAACAAUGCACUAUUUUAAAAAAGGAAAUAUCACAUGAUGCAUGUGAACAAUCUGGACAUUCUUGGGCUCAUUUGUAAACUCUUGUUACUACUAGAAGCAUUAUGUGUUGUACUAGUAGCUUCGUUACUACUAGAAGCAUUAUGUGUUGUACUAGCAGCUUUGUUACUACUAGAAGCAUUAUGUGUUGUGCUAGUAGCUUCGUUACUACUAGAAGCAUUAUGUGUUGUGCUAGUAGCUAUGUUACUACUAGAAGCAUUAUGUGUUGUACUAGCAGCUUCGUUACUACUAGAAGCAUUAUGUGUUGUACUAGUAGCUUCGUUACUACUAGAAGCAUUAUGUGUUGUACUAGUAGCUAUGUUGCUACUAGAAGCAUUAUGUGUUGUACUAGUAGCUAUGUUACUACUAGAAGCAUUAUGUGUUGUACUAGUAGCUAUGUUACUACUAGAAGCAUUAUGUGUUGUACUAGUAGCUUCAUUACUACUAGAAGCAUUAUGUGUUGUACUGGCAGCUUGGUUACUACUAGAAGCAUUAUGUGUUGUACUAGUAGCUUUGUUACUACUAGAAGCAUUAUGUGUUGUACUAGCAGCUUCGUUACUACUAGAAGCAUUAUGUGUUGUACUAGUAGCUUCGUUACUACUAGAAGCAUUAUGUGUUGUACUAGCAGCUUCGUUACUACUAGAAGCAUUAUGUGUUGUACUAGCAGCUUCGUUACUACUAGAAGCAUUAUGUGUUGUACUAGCAGCUUCGUUACUACUAGAAGCAUUAUGUGUUGUACUAGUAGCUUCGUUACUACUAGAAGCAUUAUGUGUUGUACUAGCAGCUUCGUUACUACUAGAAGCAUUAUGUGUUGUACUAGCAGCUUCGUUACUACUAGAAGCAUUAUGUGUUGUACUAGUAGCUUCGUUACUACUAGAAGCAUUAUGUGUUGUACAAAUAGCUAUGUUACUACUAGAAGCAUUAUGUGUUGUACUAGUAGCUAUGUUACUACUAGAAGCAUUAUGUGUUGUACUAGUAGCUUCAUUACUACUAGAAGCAUUAUGUGUUGUACUAGCAGCUUCGUUACUACUAGAAGCAUUAUGUGUUGUACUAGCAGCUUCGUUACUACUAGAAGCAUUAUGUGUUGUACUAGCAGCUUCGUUACUACUAGAAGCAUUAUGUGUUGUACUAGUAGCUUCGUUACUACUAGAAGCAUUAUGUGUUGUACUAGUAGCUUCGUUACUACUAGAAGCAUUAUGUGUUGUACUAGUAGCUAUGUUACUACUAGAAGCAUUAUGUGUUGUACUAGUAGCUAUGUUACUACUAGAAGCAUUAUGUGUUGUACUAGUAGCUAUGUUACUACUAGAAGCAUUAUGUGUUGUACUAGUAGCUUCAUUACUACUAGAAGCAUUAUGUGUUGUACUAGCAGCCUCGUUACUACUAGAAGCAUUAUGUGUUGUACUAGCAGCUUCGUUACUACUAGAAGCAUUAUGUGUUGUACUAGUAGCUUCGUUACUACUAGAAGCAUUAUGUGUUGUUCCAGUAGCCUCGUUACUACUAGAAGCAUUAUGUGUUGUACUAGUAGCUUCGUUACUACUAGAAGCAUUAUGUGUUGUACUAGUAGCUUCGUUACUACUAGAAGCAUUAUGUGUUGUACUAGUAGCUUCGUUACUACUAGAAGCAUUAUGUGUUGUACUAGUACUACUAGAAGCAUUAUGUGUUGUACUAGCAGCUUCGUUACUACUAGAAGCAUUAUGUGUUGUACUAGUAGCUUCGUUACUACUAGAAGCAUUAUGUGUUGUACUAGUAGCUAUGUUACUACUAGAAGCAUUAUGUGUUGUACUAGUAGCUUCAUUACUACUAGAAGCAUUAUGUGUUGUACUAGUAGCUUCGUUACUACUAGAAGCAUUAUGUGUUGUACUAGUAGCUUUGUUACUACUAGAAGCAUUAUGUGUUGUACUAGUAGCUAUGUUACUACUAGAAGCAUUAUGUGUUGUACUAGUAGCUAUGUUACUACUAGAAGCAUUAUGUGUUGUACUAGUAGCUAUGUUACUACUAGAAGCAUUAUGUGUUGUACUAGCAGCUUCGUUACUACUAGAAGCAUUAUGUGUUGUACUAGUAGCUAUGUUACUACUAGAAGCAUUAUGUGUUGUACUAGUAGCUAUGUUACUACUAGAAGCAUUAUGUGUUGUACUAGUAGCUUCAUUACUACUAGAAGCAUUAUGUGUUGUACUAGCAGCUUCAUUACUACUAGAAGCAUUAUGUGUUGUACUAGUAGCUUCGUUACUACUAGAAGCAUUAUGUGUUGUACUAGUAGCUAUGUUACUACUUGAAGCAUUAUGUGUUGUACUAGUAGCUAUGUUACUACUAGAAGCAUUAUGUGUUGUACUAGUAGCUAUGUUACUACUAGAAGCUAAUACACAACAUGAUCAUCGAUACAAUGAUGAUCUUCGUAAUAGUGUUGUACUAGUAGCUAUGUUACUACUAGAAGCAUUAUGUGUUGUACUAGUAGCUAUGUUACUACUAGAAGCAUUAUGUGUUUUACUAGUAGCUAUGUUACUACUAGAAGCAUUAUGUGUUGUACUAGCAGCUUCAUUACUACUAGAAGCAUUAUGUGUUGUACUAGUAGCUAUGUUACUACUAGAAGCAUUAUGUGUUGUACUAGUAGCUAUGUUACUACUAGAAGCAUUAUGUGUUGUACUAGUAGCUAUGUUACUACUAGAAGCAUUAUGUGUUGUACUAGUAGCUAUGUUACUACUAGAAGCAUUAUGUGUUGUACUAGUAGCUAUGUUACUACUAGAAGCAUUAUGUGUUGUACUAGCAGCUUCAUUACUACUAGAAGCAUUAUGUGUUGUGCUAGUAGCUUCGUUACUACUAGAAGCAUUAUGUGUUGUGCUAGUAGCUUCAUUACUACUAGAAGCAUUAUGUGUUGUACUAGUACUACUAGAAGCAUUAUGUGUUGUACUAGUAGCUAUGUUACUACUAGAAGCAUUAUGUGUUGUACUAGCAGCUUCAUUACUACUAGAAGCAUUAUGUGUUGUGCUAGUAGCUUCGUUACUACUAGAAGCAUUAUGUGUUGUGCUAGUAGCUUCAUUACUACUAGAAGCAUUAUGUGUUGUACUAGUACUACUAGAAGCAUUAUGUGUUGUACUAGUAGCUAUGUUACUACUAGAAGCAUUAUGUGUUGUACUAGCAGCUUCAUUACUACUAGAAGCAUUAUGUGUUGUGCUAGUAGCUUCGUUACUACUAGAAGCAUUAUGUGUUGUACUAGCAGCUUCGUUACUACUAGAAGCAUUAUGUGUUGUGCUAGUAGCUUCGUUACUAUUAGAAGCAUUAUGUGUUGUGCUAGUAGCUUCGUUACUACUAGAAGCAUUAUGUGUUGUGCUAGUAGCUUCGUUACUACUAGAAGCAUUAUGUGUUGUACUAGCAGCUUCAUUACUACUAGAAGCAUUAUGUGUUAUACUAGUAGCUUCGUUACUACUAGAAGCAUUAUGUGUUGUACUAGUACUACUAGAAGCAUUAUGUGUUGUACUAGUAGCUUCGUUACUACUAGAAGCAUUAUGUGUUGUACUAGUAGCUUCAUUACUACUAGAAGCAUUAUGUGUUGUACUAGUAGCUUCGUUACUACUAGAAGCAUUAUGUGUUGUACUAGUACUACUAGAAGCAUUAUGUGUUGUACUAGUAGCUUCAUUACUACUAGAAGCAUUAUGUGUUGUACUAGUACUACUAGAAGCAUUGCAUUAUAUGUUUUACUAGUACUACUAGAAGCAUUAUGUGUUGUACUAGCAGCUUCGUUACUACUAGAAGCAUAAUGUGUUGUACUAGCAGCUUCGUUACUUCUAGAAGCAUUAUGUGUUGUACUAGUAGCUUCGUUACUAUUAGAAGCAUUAUGUGUUGUACUAGCAGCUUCGUUACUACUAGAAGCAUAAUGUGUUGCACCAGCAGCUUCGUUACUUCUAGAAGCAUUAUGUGUUGUACUAGCAGCUUCGUUACUACUAGAAGCAUUAUGUGUUGUACUAGUAGCUUCGUUACUACUAGAAGCAUUAUGUGUUGUACUAGUACUACUAGAAGCAUUAUGUGUUGUACUAGUAGCUUCAUUACUACUAGAAGCAUUAUAGUUGUACUAGUAGCUAUGUUACUACUAGAAGCAUUAUGUGUUGUACUAGUAGCUAUGUUACUACUAGAAGCAUUAUGUGUUGUACUAGUAGCUAUGUUACUACUAGAAGCAUUAUGUGUUGUACUAGCAGCUUCGUUACUACUAGAAGCAUUAUGUGUUGUACUAGCAGCUUCAUUACUACUAGAAGCAUUAUGUGUUGUGCUAGUAGCUUCGUUACUACUAGAAGCAUUAUGUGUUGUACUAGCAGCUUCGUUACUACUAGAAGCAUUAUGUGUUGUACUAGUAGCUAUGUUACUACUAGAAGCAUUAUGUGUUGUACUAGUAGCUAUGUUACUACUAGAAGCAUUAUGUGUUGUACUAGCAGCUUCGUUACUACUAGAAGCAUUAUGUGUUGUACUAGUAGCUAUGUUACUACUAGAAGCAUUAUGUGUUGUACUAGUAGCUAUGUUACUACUAGAAGCAUUAUGUGUUGUACUAGCAGCUUUGUUACUACUAGAAGCAUUAUGUGUUGUACUAGUAGCUAUGUUACUACUAGAAGCAUUAUGUGUUGUACUAGUAGCUAUGUUACUACUAGAAGCAUUAUGUGUUGUACUAGUAGCUAUGUUACUACUAGAAGCAUUAUGUGUUGUACUAGUAGCUAUGUUACUACUAGAAGCAUUAUGUGUUGUACUAGUAGCUAUGUUACUACUAGAAGCAUUAUGUGUUGUACUAGUAGCUAUGUUACUACUAGAAGCAUUAUGUGUUGUACUAGUAGCUAUGUUACUACUAGAAGCAUUAUGUGUUGUACUAGUAGCUAUGUUACUACUAGAAGCAUUAUGUGUUGUACUAGUAGCUAUGUUACUACUAGAAGCAUUAUGUGUUGUACUAGUAGCUAUGUUACUACUAGAAGCAUUAUGUGUUGUACUAGUAGCUAUGUUACUACUAGAAGCAUUAUGUGUUGUACUAGUAGCUAUGUUACUACUAGAAGCAUUAUGUGUUGUACUAGUAGCUAUGUUACUACUAGAAGCAUUAUGUGUUGUACUAGUAGCUAUGUUACUACUAGAAGCAUUAUGUGUUGUACUAGUAGCUAUGUUACUACUAGAAGCAUUAUGUGUUGUACUAGUAGCUAUGUUACUACUAGAAGCAUUAUGUGUUGUACUAGUAGCUAUGUUACUACUAGAAGCAUUAUGUGUUGUACUAGUAGCUAUGUUACUACUAGAAGCAUUAUGUGUUGUACUAGUAGCUAUGUUACUACUAGAAGCAUUAUGUGUUGUACUAGUAGCUAUGUUACUACUAGAAGCAUUAUGUGUUGUACUAGCAGCUUCGCCUGUUCACAGCCCCAAGCUUAAUAUCUAUGUAUUUUUUUAAGCGUUGCUGGUACAUAUAUUUGAAACCAUUUUCCUAACCAAAACUUUGGGGUUGGCAUAUGAACAAGGGGGCCUUAGAUCGAGUGCAUGGGGCAAUAUUUUCUUUGCUCAAAAGCUUUUUUUUUUUUUUUAAAUUUGUCAAAUAACAUUUUUGGCUUGUCAAAGUUGCAUUAUUUUGUUGUUAAAUUAGGUUCGUUUACUUACAGUUUUGUUGUUGUUGAUGUUGUUAUUAAUCUACUAUAUUAAGAAUAGUAAUUCUUCUUAUUGUUUACACUUGGUUGCACUUUUGGAAUGAGCAUUUUCAUUGGCCAGAAUCUUAUUUUAAAUUUCAUAAGAAAGAAAACUUUCAUAACAAAGCAGCUAUCAUAAUAAAGAGAGCUAUUAUAAAGAAAACAAGGAAAACUAUCAAAACCAAGAAAGCUAUCAUAAGAAAUAAUAUCCCUUGUUGUAUUUGUCCAAGUUCAACAUGUAAUGGAUUACUGCAAUGGAGUAGAUCAUGAUCUACAAAGAUGGAACAUUUGAUAUUGUCGAAUUUGCAUUAUUUUUUUUGUUAUUGUUAAAUAACUUUUUUGUUAACUAGUAAAAGCACCUCAGUAUCUUGCUCACGCUGAUGAAAUGGCGACAUUAUAAAAGCUUUGAUUGAAUUAGAAGAUGCAUCACUACGAGCAGGGUUGGAAGUUGACAACCAAAGAAACAAAAUCCAUGACUAUGCUAGGAGAAGAACAGAGACAUGAAACUAUUAAAAUUAUAAACCACCCCUUUGAAAGAUUAAAUCAAUUCAAAUAGUUGGGAUCCUUAAUAAACGAAAUAAAUGAAUUACUCAUAGAAAUAAAAGAAAGCAUAUUGUCAGUAAAAAGUACAUACUUCAGUCGUUCCAAAAUACUCAAAAGUAAAAAUAUUACAAGAAAAUUAGAGAAAAAUAUAUAUAAAAAUGUAAUCAGACCAGUAGUAAAUACGCAAUUGAAACUUGGACCCUAACAAAACUGGCAGGAAUCUAUUAAACACAUGGAAGUCAAAUAUGGAUGGAGAAUACGAACCAAGCAGGAGUUGUAUGUAGUUGUCAGCAUUUGACCCCCCCCCCCUCCUUUGUGGACAUCCUUUAACUAACUGCCCCAUGAUGUCAUAAUUGUGGGGGGGGGGGGUGUCCCAAACCCAUUUUGUAUGUGUGUAAGUGGGGGAGUGGGUGAUUUGAAUUCUGUGCACAGGUUAUGCAUGGAUGGCCCCAAACACAACAGAACCCUAACACUCUUUGAACACAUUACUGUGAAUUGAUUUUUUUUAACAUUCCAAAAGGAAAGACUUCUGUAUUAGCUAUAACACUGGCAAAGUGGGAGUGGUUUGAAGAAUGGAAGGAUGAAAAACUUCGCCACAGGGGUGAUAGGUAUGAGGGCAUCAAAGACGCCAUUGGUCGUCAAAUGUGGCAGCAGUGUGUCAAUUUGUUUCCACAGUUGGAUGGAAAGGUAAACAAAAAAAAUUAUAUUUAUUAAAUUUUAAAUAAUCAAUUUAAUUUUCAUAAAAAUUAUUUGUUUAUUUAAUAAUUUCUAUGAUUUGAAAAUUAAAUAUUAAAAUAUGGUGAAAAGUUUUAUAUUAUAUAUAAAUAAUGUCCUUAUUUCUCCAGAAAGUGUAUAUGGAAGUAGGGACACCUGUGAGCAAUCAGUACUACCUUGCAGCACCAAAAGGGGAAAUGUACGGACUUGACCAAAAAGUUGCCAGAUUCACUGCAGAUGUGGCCAGCAAACUCAGGCCAGAUACUGACAUUCCAGGUCUUUAUUUGACAGGUCAGAAGAACUCAAUUCGACAGCUCAGUUUCAAUUUCAUUUUUCAUACAAAAUAUGUGAAUCAAUACAUACCAUUAUGGGGGUUAGGGGAGUAAUUUAGGAUUUUACCCCAUGCAUUUUUGCUGACCACGGUCCCGCGCAAAUGUACAAAUUAUAGCUAUGUUAUGGUUAGCAACAAUACUAAAAAAACAUUAAUAAAUCUUUUGUGCUAAAAGCCUUCUUUCUUUAAAAUAGUAUACCUUGCAUGAUAUCUUUUUAUGUACCCCAAAAAGUACUAAUCACUUGAGAGCAUUUAUAUGUAUGUAUUAUACUAAUAAUACAAUAUUUGCUAAAUGAUGCAAUAAAUUAUUAACAUAUUUGUACCUUACAUUAAAAUAUUAAAAUAUUUUUAUUAAAAUACACUAAAGAGAAAGGAAAUACAAAUGUGAUCUAGAACAUUGUGAGACCCUUGUGACUAACAAUAAAACCAUGGGGUGCCCAUAACAAUUGGGUGCUGGGUUGCCGAGCGGUCUAAACUGUCUCAAACCAAAUAGCUGGUAAUCUUGAGUUCAAUCCCCAUCAAAGCCAACAUCUCAAGCACCCCGGGUGGAUGGGACUCGUUAGCCUUGGACGGCAACCAAUCUAGGAGAAGGCAAACUCUGAAUUUAAACCAGGAGCCAGAAUGAUCAACAAAUUGAUCGUGGGCCCCUUAAAAGAAGAGAAAGAAAGAUUACCAUAAGGAUCCCUAGUUUGUGAUCUCAGUUUCUUUAAAAAAACUACCUCACUGAUUAGGCCUUAAAUUUCCCCACAACAGGCAUCUAUUAUAAUAAUAGUAUAUUGAUACUAUAAUAUUUUUAAUAAGUUGGUAAUACAGUGAAACCUGGAAACAAUGUAAACCCUUGGAGCAGGGCCAGACUUAGACUUGCUAAGGCCCUAAGCUAUAUCAAGUUCAGAGGCACCCUUACUUUUUUAAAUCACAUCAGCUGGUCAAAUAAAAAUUUUAAUUGAAUUUAACAUCAAAGUCUAUCUACUAUACGUACAACCUAAAUGUCUAUUUUCAAAAAAUGUUUUAACAAGCAUUUCCUUAGGCGUGCACUUAAAAAUAUAGCGGCAUUUUUUUUGGUAUAACUGAUAUAUCUUUGAAAGCGCUCCAAAAUGCUUUUUUUAAUGCAUCUUUGAAAGUGCACCAUUCUGCAAAAAUAAUCUACAUCCUUGAUACAAAAUGCAGCCCAUUCUGAAACAGCCUGCUAAAUCAGACUCCAUGUUGGAUCAGCAGCACCAAGUGAUUUUCUAAUAGUGUUGUUGAUACCCUCUAAAUAUGAUUAUUGUUUUAACCAUCAGUACAGCUUUUGAGGUCAGGGAUUUUGACCAAACUUAACCAGAUUAUCCUUGGGUCAGAAAAUACUUCAAAUAUGUCAAAAUUUGGUUUCGAUCCAUUUAAAUUAUUUAAAGAAUUUAUAUGCCAAAAUCUAAUGGCAUUGCCAGACAACCAAACAUUUAUUUAAGUUCUAUCUAUAACAGUCUAUACAAGUACACAUUUUUAUUUACAUCUUAUAAAUGGUUCUUUUUUACCUUUUAGUGCUUUUGAUAAAAAUUGUAAAAUUAUACGUAACAUACAUUGGAUUUUUAAAGUAUUUUUACUCAACAUUCUUUGACCAGGCCAAGACACCAUGACAUGUGGAUUUGUUUCGGCUCUGAUGAUGGGACUGAUCUGUGCGUCCCAGGUGCUCAACAGAAACCUGUACACUGACCUUAUGAAAAUAAGGAAAGACACUAAAAAGAUUGACUCUCGAACAAAAAGUGAUGACUCGAAGAAAGAGGAAUAAUCACCGUUUGACAAUGACUGUGGGACAAUUGAAUAAUGGCCAUUUGACGUUGGCCAUGGAAGAACUGAAUAAUUGCCAUUUGACGAUGACUGUGGGACAAUUGAAUAAUGGCCAUUUGACGUUGGCCGUGGGAGAACUGAAUAAUGGCCAUUUGACGAUGCUGUGGGAGAAUUGAAUAAUGGCCAUUUGAUGAUGGCUGUGGGACAAUGGAAUAAUGGCCAUUUGACGAUUACUGGGAGAAUUGAAUAAUGGCCAUUUGACGAUGGCUGUGGGACAAUUCAAUAAUGGCUAUUUGACAAUGACUGUGGGAGAAUUUGAAACCCCCUGACACUAUAUUGAAAAAAUCUACUUUUUUUUAUACAUUGUGCUUCUAUAUACUCCUUAUUAAUAUUAUUAAUGUCUAUUUUAUGCUUUUUAAGAGGUAUGAACCCUCAGAGGACCCCAACUUUCUUUUCAAUAAUGUUUAAAAUUAAUUUUAAUUUAAGUUUAACAGGUCCUUGUGACUUUGUCAUGAGAAGUAUCCUAAUGGUAGACAUAAACUUUGUCAUGAGAAGUAUCCUAAUGGUAGACAUAAACUUUGUCAUGAGAAGUAUCCUAAUGGUAGACAUAAACUUUGUCAUGAGAAGUAUCCUAUUGGUAGACAUAAACUUUGUCAUGAGAAGUAUCCUAUUGGUAGACAUAAACUUUGUCAUGAGAAGUAUCCUAUUGGUAGACAUAAACUUUGUCAUGAGAAGUAUCCUAUUGGUAGAAAUAGUUUUCUUGAUUUGAUGAUAAGAAUUGUAAGUUAUUCGACCCCAGGAAGCUGUGCCAUGAUUUUUAUUUGUCAAUAUUUAGUUUUCUUAUUUUUUAAUUUUUUUUUGGUUACAAUAUUAUAUCAUCUUUUGCAGGCACACAAUUGAUGCAGUUAAAAUUUAAAAAAAAAUAAAGUAAUUUAAUUUUGAAAAAUUAAAUUUGAUUAUAUAAAUAUAUUUAUUUUCAAAGAAAAUAAUU
Molecule: messenger RNA, 18637 nt
Organism: Lymnaea stagnalis (great pond snail)
Lineage: Eukaryota; Metazoa; Mollusca; Gastropoda; Lymnaeidae
Source: the annotation of a GenBank genome assembly